AUGUCUGAUAGAGUUGCCCAAAGAUUCAUCCAAAUCCUCAACACGGGAUCGUACGCUCGUUUCACCCCAGAGAAGCUUCAUGACCUCCACCAACAAGUGGGCAAGUAUCUCCCCACUGCCCAGGAAACGCUAGAGCCCCUGGACCUUUUUGACGUUUACGAGUUAUACUUCCACGUGUCGCUUCUCACCAACCACGAUGUUUUGGCCAAGUCGAUGCUUGAUCGCUUCAACGAUGAGUUUUCCGGCAAAAAAAGCCAGAAGUACCAGAUCUUGAAGUCUAUGUACUAUGAGGCUACGGGCAAGGACAAAGAGGCCGUGGACGCUCUUGGACUGGACCAGGCUGAACUUAGAGCGUCAAGAAGGUUGGCCACGUUUGCCAAAUACAAGGCUGACGGGUCGGGAAACGUUCCGGAGUACAUCAAGAGCUUGGUGUUUUACUUAAACAUUCAGCCUGCCGAUGUGGUCACCUGGGCAGAGUUGGCCGAUCAGUACGCUAAGAUUGGUCACUACGACGAGGCCGUCUUCUGUAUUAAGGAGGUGCUUCUUCAUGAGCCUUUGGCCUACAACAUGUUCUAUAAAGCUGGUCUCUAUCAAUUCUAUCGUUUCUUGCAACAGGAUAAGACAAAGUCAGAGAAGGAUAAGGAUCUACUCACACUCUACCCACUUCUCCAAGAGGCCAGGGAUUCCUUCCUUCGUGCAGUGGAGCUCAGUGCCACCUAUACGAAAGCUUGGGUGGGUGUUGCUGCUGUUGGUGACAGCGAUAUAAUCAAGCGAUUAGAAGACAGCAAGAAAUUAGCGAGUGAUUCCAAAGUUGCCAAGUUUGUCAAAGAGACGAUUCAGACUAGAGAAUUGGCAAAGCUGAGGGUCAGGGAAUUUGAGAAGCUUCCCACCGACGCCGACCUCACCCAGCUAUUGAAGUGA
Candidozyma auris is the source of this 921-nucleotide messenger RNA. RefSeq lists its product as uncharacterized. Gene Ontology annotation, biological process: protein folding in endoplasmic reticulum. The transcript has a single exon. Bases 1 to 921 code for a protein of 306 amino acids. Lineage: Eukaryota; Fungi; Ascomycota; Pichiomycetes; Serinales; Metschnikowiaceae. The record is from RefSeq and is a predicted model, not a curated record. Gene Ontology annotation, cellular component: EMC complex. Gene Ontology annotation, molecular function: protein binding.